UUAGAAAACCCAAUAGAUAGGUGAUAGGAAUGAAAACCCACAACCGCAAGCUGCUGACGCAGGCGCUCCCUCCUCUCCAACCCACUGCAACAACUCCAUCACCACUACCGUCCGGACAAAGCUUGACGUGGGCUGAUUUCUACAAGCGAUCGGUGGUUGACGUACUGAUCGCCGUAUUGAUCAACGUCCUCAUUGUGCUUCUCUUGGUGGGCUGCGUCUUCAUCUGCAUCUACAUCCGCAAGCGUAUUCGCCAGCGUUAUAACGCUGACACAGACUCCGACGCCGACUCACCUAGACGUGGCUCGGAAAGAACUACGUCUUCUCCGCCGUCGGAUCUUCCAACCAGGUCCAACCUCCGCAAAGGACUGGACCCGUUGACGAUUCGGGCUCUGCCGGUGCACUCUUACUGUGGGGACGCUGAGGAGUACCAGACCGACGACUGCGCGAUUUGUCUCCUCGAGUUCGAAGAGAAAGACGCCGUGAAGUUGAUACCCUUUUGCAAGCACGUGUUUCACCCCGUCUGCAUUGACAUGUGGCUGUCGUCGCACGUGACAUGCCCGGUGUGCCGGUCAUCUCGGUUUCCCGUGAGGAGGGGGGUCUGGAAGAUCGACGGUCAAACCAUGACACGUGAACAGAGUGAUGAGGGCGGUGGGGUCGUUUAG
Molecule: messenger RNA, 662 nt
Organism: Corylus avellana
Lineage: Eukaryota; Viridiplantae; Streptophyta; Magnoliopsida; Fagales; Betulaceae
Source: RefSeq, a predicted model, not a curated record